ACUGUUUUUGUUAUUUUAGCUCCACUUGGUGUAUUAGACCCACUAGAACAACAAAACUUUUAUAACAACAUGAAUACUGGCCCCCAGGGAUCCAUUUAUUCCAGACCUCCCCCUCAGACCCCUUCACGAGAAACACCACCUCCUAUUCCUCCCCGGACGCCGAUCACCACGCCAACCACUGCCUUGAUACCGCCGGCGCCCCCACCCCAGCCCCAGCAGGACUCGGACGGCGACGGCGAACCCUGGAAUUGCUCAGCCUGUACCUUUCUUAACCAUCCAGCUCUGAAUAAGUGUGAAUGUUGUGAAAUGCCCCGAAUGAACACCUCUCCGCCUAGUACAGGUACUGUUACCACAGGUAUUGUCCGCCAUGUUUGUACAUCCGAAUUAUGCUAUUGUCAUAAUAGAUGAAGGUUAUAACCUCUGACUUUUGACCUUUUGAUUUUAUUCAUUCAUCUUACCAAGGGAGAUGACUGGGGAAAUUCAUUAUGAAACUGUCAACUUGAAUAUAUGCAAGUAGCUGAGUAAUUUUAUUCCAAAUGUUUU
Saccostrea cuccullata (small rock oyster) is the source of this 543-nucleotide messenger RNA. RefSeq lists its product as uncharacterized. NCBI's taxonomy places the organism in Eukaryota, Metazoa, Mollusca, Bivalvia, Ostreida, Ostreidae. The transcript is spliced from 2 exons. Bases 70 to 408 code for a protein of 112 amino acids. The record is from RefSeq and is a predicted model, not a curated record.